Molecule: messenger RNA, 1900 nt
Organism: Copidosoma floridanum
Lineage: Eukaryota; Metazoa; Arthropoda; Insecta; Hymenoptera; Encyrtidae
Biological process (GO): aerobic respiration; mitochondrial fission
Cellular component (GO): mitochondrion
Source: RefSeq, a predicted model, not a curated record
GAUAAUAUAUUUACGUAGCAAAUCAGCAAUGUAUAUGCCUACUAAUCGCGUCACAAUCGUCUAAUUUAUUCUUAUCUAAGUAUACUUACUAUUUAGUUCUAGCUGAUUGGAAUUAACAAGAUUAAAGAGAGACGUAGCGAUGAUGGCGUGAAAUGUCAAAUACAUCGCUCUCAAGGCUCAAGUCUAUAGAUUAAAUAGAGCUCAUACAUUUAAGUAGAAAAGUACUCAAGAGCGAACAUCGACUAACAAACAAGCAAUUCUUUGGGCCUUGAGGGCUCACUUUCUGGAAUAAAAGAACAAUAAGAAAUGGAUGAGCCUAUAACAUAUGGCAGGAGAAGAAGUAUCGUACGUAGGAUUGGCUCUGUUUUGCCCUUAAAGCCACCACCAAAGGUUUACGUCAGUGUUACGCCACUUCAUUCGAUGACCAAUUCUAUGAUUGAUCCAAAUACCCAAGACUUCAGUAGUUCUAAUGGUCUGACCAUUGGAAGUAACGGACUGUCUCAAAACAAGCCAGAUUUGCUAGAACCUAUAAAUUUUGGAUCAGAAGUACGUUUACUCGCUUUGGAGCAAGAACUCCAAGAUUUAAGAGAACAGAUAUCAACAAUAGUAAAAACUGGAAAACAAAGCGCUUCUCAGCCAUGUUUGUCCAAUGGUCACGAUUCUGUUCGACCACCGCCUCCGCCACCUCCACUGCCACCACCAACAACACCACACAUUGCCAGAAGAGCAAGCCUUCAAGAUCACAUGAACGAUGAUCGAAAAAAACCGCCAUUAAACAGCCAGAAAUCCAUGGGAGAUAUUUUGAAAGACAUGAAUAAAGUUAAACUGAAACCAGUUGCAAAAUCUCCCAAUGGUGGGCCACUCCGAGUCAAACGAGAAAACAGUCCAUGUAACGAUUUACAAGAAAUUUUGAGAAGACGUUAUCUUACUAUCGCGCAUUCUCCGGAUAGUAGAAAUUCUUCAAUGCUUGAUGACAGCUUUUGAAUAGCUGCCGAAAUCCCUCAAGUGGUAGAUGUAAGUACAUAAAAAAAAGUGACAUUAAGGAAAUGCAAAGCCAAUAUACGGAAAUUGGAAUAAUUUCGACUUUCCGUUACAGUCCAAAUCGUUACCGUUUUGGUGAUUCAAUACAAAAGCCAUAUAUAAUAAUUAUUGAUUUAAAGAUCUGUCUGUACCAUAUUUAUCCAUGCAAAAAAAUGGAUAUUUUUAUGCAAAUCAAGUCAUGUACAGAUGAGUGCAAGCCUGAGUGUCUAUAAAUGUUUGAAAUAGCUAAUAUGCCACAGAUUUUAAAACAAAUUAUUAUUUGAAAGGGGUAGAAAUUUUAUGUCUUGCAAUUGCGGUUGACCUCAAAUAGUUUUAGGUAUCAAGAUAAUAGAUAUAUUAAUUAGGAGAUAUUGUAAAAGUAUCAUUAGAUUAUGCAUGGCAUUUUACACUUUAAGCCUGUGAUAAAACAUUAAGUAACUCGUGAAAUCAAGAUAGACACUAUGAUUUCUUGAAAAUUGUUAAAUGAAUCACAAAAAUACACCACUUGCUAGGUGCUAUACAAUUGUGCAACACGUGACACCUACAUCAAAUUAUAUUUGAUGCCUAACGAAAAAUAAAAUUUAUAUUUUGUGCUAAAUCUAAUGUGAUAAAAAUUUCUUCGUUUUAUUAUUUUUGUCUAAAACAAGGACUACUCUCCGAAGAAAUAGUAUGGUGCAAAAAGUAUGCAAGAUACACAGCCAUUGGUAAAACAUACCACUUUCUGGAGACUGAGUCCUACAUUUGAUCUGCCAUAUGACAAAUGUAUAGGAAGUUUUAUACUUAAAGCUUAUAUUGAAUUAAAGUUUAAAAACAUAAAAAAAAAAAGAAGAAAAUAAGCAACUAAUGUUACUGUUAUCAUUGUGUAAGCUGUAAAAAAAUG